Messenger RNA from Prunus dulcis (almond), 588 nucleotides. RefSeq lists its product as uncharacterized. Lineage: Eukaryota; Viridiplantae; Streptophyta; Magnoliopsida; Rosales; Rosaceae. The transcript is spliced from 2 exons. The record is from RefSeq and is a predicted model, not a curated record. The coding region runs from base 1 to 588 and encodes 195 amino acids.
AUGUGUGCAGAAGACGUUGAGAAGCUUGUGAAUAACCGACUUCGAGACUUAAAGAUUGGCAAAAAUUUAGAAGAUACACUACGCGUUGAGGUAGACCGAGCAAACUCCUCACCUUUCACCUCCAAAAUCGAGCAGGCAGCUCCCCCGAAACGAUUCUCAACGCCCUCUUUCACAUGCUUCAAAGGCUAUUCCGACCCCGAAAGUCAUCUGAAGCAUUUCAAGAGCCUUAUGAUCCUCUAUAAAGCUGAAGACGCGCUAAUGUGCAAGGUGUUUGCAAUGACUUUGUCGAUCAGCAGCUUGAAGGAGCUUACUUACUUCUUCACUAAAGAAUACACUUCUUAUCGGACAAUCAAGAAGAAACCUGACCAUCUGUUCAACCUGUGCAAGAAGCCCGAUGAAUCCCUUCGAGAUUACAUCAAGAGGUUCAAAGCAGAAAAGACCAACAACGUAGGAUGCGAUGACCAAAUCGCAUCCUCUGCAUUCAAGAAAUGUCUUCCAGUAGAACAUGACUUAUAUCGCGAACUGACUAUCACUCCCAGCCAGACUCUGGAAGAGGUCUUCGCGACCACAGAAAGCUAUGCACUCUGA